GUUUUUAAUAAGAACUUAAAGAGCUUGCAGCGCAAAGGAACAAGCCAAAUGAUUGUGCACUACCACUCACAUACAGUUAUGCUCAUAUAGAUUUACCUCCAAAACUGACACAAGAGCAUCUCUUCUCUUCCCCAGGACUCUUAAAAAGUGGUUUAAGAAGGACUUCACUUGGUUUCUUCACUGGGCUCCGGCUUUGAUGCUGCAGGUCACCUGAUCAGUUUUACUAGAGCAGAUCCUGAUUCACCUUCAACACUAUUAGGAAAACACCUUGCUGAUGACAGUUCGAUUGGAUACGGGUCGCCCCUGCUGCUGCAGGCACCUUUUUUUCUUCACUAUCUGAGGAUUACAUGCUGUAAAUUUCAACUUUUUUUUACUUCUAAAAGCUAAUCUGAACUCUCAAUACCUCCAGUACCUGAACUGGGCUGGAAGAUCCCAAGAUGAGCGUCAAAAAAGAAGAUGUGGAGAAGUUCCUGGAUGGAAAUCCAGAUUUCACCAAAACCUACUUUGACAAGAAGCUCAAACCUGGUGCUGUGGCCUCAAUCAUGCGAGUGCCCGAGUCUAAAGUGGACAUGGACAGUUUUAAGGAGAUCGUCUCGGUGGAAGAGGGAGCAAUUUUCUACGAUCUCAUCACAGACAUGCAGGAGAACGUCAACAUGGAGAAGGUGAUUUUUAAGAUUUUGAAGAGAAUCAGCGCUCUGAUUCAUGCGGACCGCUGCAGUCUCUUCAUGUAUCGGCAGAGGAACGGCAUUGCCGAAUUGGCCACACGUCUCUUCAACGUUAAUAAAGACUCAGAGCUGGAUGAUUGCGUGGUAGCUCCAGACUCUGAGAUCGUCUUCCCUCUGGACAUCGGGAUAGUUGGACAUGUGGCUCAGACCAAGAAACAAGUCAAUGUGAAGGACGUUACACAGGACAGUCACUUCAGCACAUUCGUUGAUGAGCUUACUGAAUACACCACACACAACCUCCUGGCUGCGCCUAUUAUGAAUGGAAAAGAUGUAGUAGCUGUGAUCAUGGCUGUCAACAAGACCACCGGACCCCAUUUCACAGAUGAGGAUAUGGAUCUUUUUUUAAAGUAUCUCAAAGUUGGCUCUCUGAACCUGAAGAUUUUUCAUCUGAGCUACCUUCACAACUGUGAGACGCGUAAAGGACAGCUGCUGUUGUGGUCGGCUAACAAGGUGUUUGAAGAGCUCACAGAUAUUGAACGACAGUUUCACAAAGCUUUGUACACAGUGCGAGCUUACCUCAACUGUGACAGGUACUCUGUGGGCCUGCUGGACAUGACCAAGGAAAAGGAGUUCUUUGAUAUUUGGCCCGUGCUGAUGGGGGAGCAGCCACCUUACUCUGGCCCUGUAACUCCAGACGGAAGAGAAAUAAUUUUUUACAAAGUUAUCGAUUAUAUUUUGCAUGGGAAAGAGGACAUCAAGGUCAUACCAAAUCCAACUGCAGAUCAUUGGGCUUUGGCUAGUGGAUUACCCACAUAUGUAGCAGAGAGUGGAUUUAUUUGCAACAUCAUGAAUGCAGCAUCAGAAGAAAUGUUCAAGUUUCAGACAGAGGCUCUGGAUGAUAGUGGAUGGACCAUCAAGAAUGUGCUCUCCUUGCCAAUUGUCAACAAAAAAGAAGAAAUUGUUGGCGUUGCAACUUUCUACAACAGGAAGGAUGGCAAACCAUUUGAUGAACAUGAUGAGCAACUUAUGGAGGCUUUGACACAGUUUUUAGGCUGGUCGGCUCUCAACACAGACACCUACGACAAAAUGAAUAAACUGGAGAACAGGAAAGAUAUUGCCCAGGACAUGGUGCUGUACCAUGUCAAAUGUCGAGAUGAUGAGAUCCAAGAUAUCCUCAAAACAAGAGAAUAUUUUGACAGGGAGCCAAGGGACUGCGAGGAGGAGGAGCUUUUGGAGAUUCUGAAAAAAGAGCUGCCCGGCCCCAAGAAGUUUGAGAUCUACGCUUUCCAUUUUUCAGAUUUUGACUGCACUGAACUCCAGCUUGUUAUGUGUGGCAUCCAGAUGUACUAUGAAGUUGGAGUGGUUAAAAAGUUCCAGGUCCCUCAGGAGGUUUUGGUGAGAUUCAUGUACUCUGUCAGCAAAGGUUACAGGAGAAUCACGUAUCACAACUGGCGCCAUGGCUUCAAUGUUGGACAAACCAUGUUCACUUUACUCACGACAGGCAAACUGAAGCAGUAUUACACGGAUUUGGAGGUGAUGGCCAUGAUCACUGCCGGUUUCUUGCACGAUAUCGACCACAGAGGCACAAAUAACCUCUACCAAGUGAAAUCCCAAAAUCCUCUAGCCAAGCUGCAUGGAUCCUCCAUUCUAGAAAGGCAUCACUUGGAAUUUGGCAAAUUCCUGUUAGGCGAAGAGUCGUUGAACAUUUUCCAGAACCUCAACAGAAGACAAACAGAACAUGUCUUCCACCUCAUUGAUAUUGCCAUUAUUGCAACUGACCUUGCCUUGUACUUCAAAAAGAGGACGAUGUUUCAGAAGAUUGUGGAUCUCUCUGAAACCUAUGAAGAAAGAAAGAAAUGGAUAGACUUCAUGUCACUGGAGACAACAAGGAAAGAAAUUGUAAUGGCCAUGAUGAUGACAGCGUGUGAUCUCUCAGCUAUCACAAAGCCAUGGGAGGUGCAGAGCAAGGUUGCCCUCUCUGUAGCAGCUGAAUUCUGGGAGCAGGGUGACCUUGAGAGGACCGUUCUUGAGCAACAGCCUAUUCCCAUGAUGGACAGAAACAAAGCUGCAGAGCUGCCGAAGCUUCAGUGUGGUUUUAUUGACUUCGUCUGUACUUUCGUCUAUAAGGAGUUCUCCCGUUUCCAUCCUGAAAUCAAGCCAAUGUUUGAUGGUAUUCUAAACAAUCGGAUGCAUUGGAAAGAGAGGCAGGAGGAAUAUGAGGCAAAACUAAAGGCAAUGGAAGAGGCAGUCAAAGCCAGACAGGAAGCAGCUGCCAAAAACGCUGCAAAUUCCAACAGCACCGGCGGAUCAGGGUCCAAGACCUGCUCUAUCUGUUAGAGAAAAGACAACAGUACAGAGAGCAAGGCAUCUCAAGAUGCAGCCUGGCCUCCUAAGUAUUAAGUCAAACAGGGGGAGAUCAUCCUUAUCCCUAGGAUUUGCAAGGAUCUGAUCAAAGAGUGAGUGUAAAAAAACAUAUCAAUGCUCUCAGCAAGUCACAAGACCACCUACUUACUAAAACAUUGUUGGAUCUUGCCUUGCAGUUAGUAUUACUCUUCAAUUGUCUUUCCUUUUGGUCAUAGUGUUUGUUUUAAGCAGUUUCAUUGAGCGAUAGACGGUUUCAAUAAUGACGAUGCAUUUUAAAUGUACUACAGAAGUGAAUGUUUUUCAUUUAGUCCCUUACUGGACAUUGCCUGAUACUUGAUAUCAACCAGGUCCACAACAAGUUGAUGUACAAUCAUGUGCAGAAUGUUAUUGUAAUUUAAGGAACUUGUGGUAAUAAGAAACGGGAAUAAUUGUGCAUUUAGCGUCACCCUUAACUUACAUAUUUAUUCCCUCUAAAAGUGAUCACAUCAUACUGCUGGGAUGCUAAUGAGCUUUUGUAGGCGCAUUAAUGUGCAACUGGAUAUAUACUAAUGAGCCAAAACAAUAUGACUGAGUAGAUUAGAUGUAACCAAACAAUCACAAUCUUGUAAAUCAUUGUGUUGGAUACAGUAGAGAUGGGUAGGAAAAAAAGACCUGAGUAAAUUUGACGAGGCUCAAAAAGUGAUUGGUAUCUGGGUCUCUGAAACGGCAAGAUUUGUAGGUUGCUUUUAGUCAGCGUUAAGUGAAAAUUUACUAAAAAAUGUCAGAGGAAAGACAACACUAAAAUUAGCAACAGGAUGUUGGGCAGCUAAGCUCAUCAAUGACAACAAACAAUAUCCUGUAUGGUCCAAGCCAACAAAAGGUCUACUGUGCCACAAGUUGGAGUAGCAUGGUGGCACAGUGGGUAGUUCUGUCGCCUCAGCAAGAAGGUCACUAAUUCGAUUCACGGCUGGGCCAGUUGGCAUUUCUGUGUGGAGUUUUUGCAUGUUCUCCCCAUGUUCACAUGGGUUUCCUCCGGGAGCUCCGGUUUCCCCCACAGUCCAAACACAUGCGCUACAGCUGAAUUGGGUAAGCUAAAUUGUCCGUAGUGGUUGAGUGUAUGUCCUAGUCCUCCAGGUUGGGGUUGAGCUUUGGGCUAAUGACCCACCUUAUAAAAUAUUAGAUGUUACGAAACACCAACAUGGUGCAGCUAAAUAUAAACUUUGAUUUAAACGGCCCUGGGAGUGAGUAAGGAAGUGACACAAGUUACACAAAAUGUAAUAGUUGUUAAAGCAGGAGUGUGUCACAACACAAAAUGUAAUUCAGCUGCUCUGUCCACUCAUGAAAGCACCUAACAUAAAUAUAUGAGUGUCGGAACUGGAAUUGGAGAAGUUUUGGAGAAGCUUGCUUGACCAAUUAAGCUCUCUGCACUUUAAGGUUGGCUAUCUAGAUGUACACUAUUUACUUGGGGGAGUGAUAGGAUGUAAAUUUGAUAUGCUACCUAAAUAAAUAUUGUUGCAGACUGGGUAUAUCUAUUGAUGUCAAUGGCAUCCUUUUUGAAAGUGGCCUCUUUCAGCAGGUUAAUAUACCCUGUCACAUUUUACACAUUGUCCAUGAAUGGUUUGAAGAACAUAAAGAGAUCAAUGUGUUGCUUUGGCCUCCAAAUUCCCGAAAUCUCAAACCAACUGAGCAUCUGUGGGAUGUGCUGGACCUACAAGUGCAAGCCACAAUGCUUCCACAUUAAAACCUACAAGAACUGAAGGACCUCUGUGGGUCUUGUAGCCAUGCCUCAGCAUGAUGGUGCUUACUAGGCAGGUGGUCAUACUGUUUUGGCUCAUCUGUGUAGAUGUAUAAAACUAGCUCUAAAGUAUUUUUUCAUGUCUUCACUUAAGCUGACAGGUAAUGUGCGCUAUUGUCCUUCAGACUUAUUUACUACAUCAAGUGCUGUCAUGGGUGUGUUUUACUGAGCGGUGUCCCAUUUCUCAGUGUCUCUGCUGUUGGGACAUGCGUUCACAGAGAAAACUAAUUCCAGUGGCCUUGAUACUAUUCAUCUGUCCAGUUCUCAGCCGACCUGUCAUCGCAGUCUCUGUUUAAAUCCAUUAUGUUUUUCAGAUUUGGGCUUUUGUUUUGUCUUAUGUCGGACUUUUAUAGGAUUCAACUGAUUGUCUGUAAAGCAUCUUAAAAAGAUCUAAUUAUGUAAAUAUACUUAAAUGAUACAUUUUACUAGUUUAAAGUGAAACACUAUUAAGGUGUUUUCUAGUGCACAUAAUGAAUUCUACAUGCUUAUUAUAUAAAGCUGCUGCUUGUGUUUCACAAAUUAAAGUAGUGAAGGAUCAGACUGUAGCAAGAAAAUGUUGAAAUCAUCAUGUCAGAUCUGACAGCAAGGGCCUAGAAAUAAAACUUGUUUUGACAAAAAUGUGAUUUACUUGCAGAGCAAGUUUAAUCAUUUGGCAAGAAUUUGAUUAUUUAUUUGAUCAUCAAAUAUGACUACGUCAAACCAUCAAAAAUACCUCAAAUUGGGUGAUUCCAAUUUAAUUGGUAAAAAAUGUAAAGCUUCACUUUGUAUGCUCAAUACCAUGACAAUUAAAGCAUUUAUUUUGUAUGAA
Messenger RNA from Danio rerio (zebrafish), 5611 nucleotides. The record is from RefSeq and is a predicted model, not a curated record. NCBI's taxonomy places the organism in Eukaryota, Metazoa, Chordata, Actinopteri, Cypriniformes, Danionidae.